AUUUAGACUUUUCAAAAAGAAAUGUCACUUCCGAAUAAAAUAAAGUACGAAAUUUCCGAGAACAUCAUGGCACGAUCGUCAUCUUCUUCCUCUUAUCUAUAUAACUCCUCAUGCGGCUUUCCUCUCCUCCACUAACUAUUUUACAGAGCAAUACAGAGGGAAAAGACAGAGACAUAUAUAUAUAUACAAUUCAUUCUUGUUCCAAUCCCAACAAGACUAGGAGGUAAUGGGGAACCUUUUGUGCUGCGUGCUGGUGAAGCAAUCAGAUGUUGCGAUCAAGGAGAGAUUUGGCAAAUUUCAAAAAGUUCUUAAUCCAGGUCUCCAGUUUGUGCCCUGGGUCAUAGGUGAUUAUGUCGCCGGUCAUCUCACCCUCCGUCUCCAGCAACUCGAUGUUCAAUGCGAAACCAAAACCAAGGACAAUGUGUUUGUGACAGUGGUUGCAUCCAUUCAAUACAGAGUCUUGGUUGACAAGGCAAGUGAUGCUUUCUACAGACUUAGCAAUCCUACUUCCCAAAUCAAAGCCUAUGUCUUCGACGUGAUCAGAGCAUGUGUACCAAAGCUGAACUUGGACGAUGUCUUCGAGCAGAAGAAUGAGAUCGCAAAAUCAGUGGAAGAAGAGCUAGACAAAGCCAUGACUGCUUAUGGUUAUGAGAUCCUUCAAACCCUUAUCAUCGACAUCGAGCCUGACCAACAGGUUAAACGCGCCAUGAACGAAAUCAACGCCGCGGCGAGGAUGAGAGUGGCGGCGAACGAGAAAGCAGAGGCGGAGAAAAUCAUUCAGAUAAAGAGAGCAGAAGGAGAAGCUGAGUCCAAGUACCUAUCUGGUCUCGGUAUCGCUCGUCAGAGACAAGCUAUCGUUGACGGUCUCAGAGACAGUGUUCUCGGCUUCGCGGGAAACGUGCCUGGGACGUCAGCGAAGGAUGUGUUGGACAUGGUGAUGAUGACUCAGUACUUUGACACUAUGAGAGAUAUCGGAGCUUCUUCCAAAUCUUCGUCGGUGUUUAUCCCUCACGGUCCCGGCGCCGUCGCAGACGUGGCGGCACAAAUUCGAAAUGGAUUAUUGCAGGCCCACCAGACCAAUGCCUAAAUGCCUCAGUCAAGAGUCAACUGUCUGAAAGCCGUCUCCACCCUGUUUUUUGGUGAUUUUUUUUAAUAUAUAUAUAUUUUAAAAGAUAUAAAAUGAUAUGUUGAUUGUUGUUUUAUAUUUUUCUUUUUCCAUGUGAUCAUUUUUUUCUUGUGUGGUUUAUCUUUUUUUAUCUGCCCUUGUUAUUUUGUAUUUAUUUCUGUUAAUUCAGUUUGAAUGUGAAAAUUAAAAGUAUAACUAUCUC
Brassica napus (rape) is the source of this 1328-nucleotide messenger RNA. Its product is annotated as hypersensitive-induced response protein 3. The record is from RefSeq and is a predicted model, not a curated record. The transcript has 4 exons. Lineage: Eukaryota; Viridiplantae; Streptophyta; Magnoliopsida; Brassicales; Brassicaceae. Bases 227 to 1087 code for a protein of 286 amino acids.